Molecule: messenger RNA, 474 nt
Organism: Fomitopsis serialis
Lineage: Eukaryota; Fungi; Basidiomycota; Agaricomycetes; Polyporales; Fomitopsidaceae
Exons: 1
Coding region: 1-474 (157 amino acids)
Source: RefSeq, a predicted model, not a curated record
AUGCAGUACCAGCACCGGGUCGGCAGUAACGCCAGCGUCGUCGGCUUCGGCGGCGAGGACGACGAGAAGGUGAACUCGGAAGGGAGCACGUGCUGCAGAUUGCCAUCAACGAGGUGUACGAGUCGAGCGGCCGCAAGUUCCGCCCCUGGGCCGCUAACGGACGUGGGGACGUGCGUGCCGUGUUGGCGAGAUCAUCCUGAUCGUCAACUCGGACACCAUCGUGCCAGAGGACUGUUUCCGGGACGCGGCGCGCGAGAUGGCGGAACGCCCCGAUGUCGGUGUCAUCCAGCACGAGUCGGACAUCAUGCAGGUCGCGCAUCACUGCUUCGCGUACUUCACCGGCGUAUCAACAAAUGUAUCUCGUACGCGUGCGCGAACGGCGAGGUCGCGCCGUUCGUCGGGCACAACGUGUUCCUCCACUGGAGGGCCGUCCAGGACGCCGCUGUGGGGCAGGGACGUAGCCCAGCCCCGUAA